AUGGUAACUCCUAUACUACCCACAAAUCUCGGCCCUAAUCAUCCAUUCUCUCGCUCCCAUAACCUUACUUUCCCAUUUCUGGAUACAAAUAUUCAAAAAAUCUCCUUUCUACAUGGUUUCACCAGAGCAUUCUCUGCCAUCCAUAGCCGCCCUUCUUUUUCACCCUUCUCCGAAACCCUAAUCCGUCGCUUAGUUUUCUCCAUCUUCUUCAAAGCAAAUUUCAAACUGCCUUUCUCCAUUCCAUUUCACGAAUUUUUCUACUCGUUUUCGCACUUUCUCAGAAACCAAGCCGCCUCCACCACUCUCAACACCCCCUCCUCGUUCCACCAUCAAGAAACUCUCUUCUCUUGCUUCCGCUGCCGCUAA
This is a messenger RNA of Lactuca saligna, 366 nucleotides long. Lineage: Eukaryota; Viridiplantae; Streptophyta; Magnoliopsida; Asterales; Asteraceae. The record is from the annotation of a GenBank genome assembly.